GCCUCAGCUGCAGCUCGGUUGCGCCUUUGCCUCUUUUGCCGCCGCUACUGUUGCGGUCCUUGAAGCUGCUGCGACUGCAAGGAUCGCUCGCUCGGCACAGAGUCUGGAGAAGGGAUUCUAGGGAGCUUUCCUGGGGAAUCUGAGGCCCGGCUUACACUAUGUACGGAUUCGUGAAUCACGCUUUGGAGCUCCUGGUAAUACGGAAUUAUGGCCCUGAGGUCUGGGAAGAUAUCAAAAAAGAGGCACAGUUAGAUGAAGAAGGGCAGUUUCUUGUCAGAAUAAUAUAUGAUGAUUCUAAAACGUAUGAUCUGGUUGCUGCAGCCAGCAAAGUUCUCAAUCUCAAUGCAGGAGAAAUCCUCCAAAUGUUUGGGAAAAUGUUUUUUGUGUUUUGCCAAGAGUCCGGUUAUGAUACCAUCCUCCGUGUUCUGGGCUCAAAUGUCAGAGAAUUUCUACAGAACCUUGAUGCUCUCCAUGACCACCUUGCUACUAUCUAUCCAGGUAUGCGUGCACCUUCUUUUAGGUGCACUGAUGCAGAAAAGGGCAAAGGACUCAUUCUACACUACUACUCAGAGAGAGAAGGACUACAGGAUAUUGUCAUUGGCAUCAUCAAAACUGUAGCCCAACAGAUACAUGGCACCGAGAUCGACAUGAAGGUUAUUCAGCAAAGAAAUGAAGAAUGUGACCACACACAAUUUCUAAUUGAAGAAAAAGAAUCUAAGGAAGAGGAUUUUUAUGAAGAUCUUGACAGAUUUGAAGAAAAUGGUACCCAGGAAUCCCGCAUCAGCCCGUACACUUUCUGCAAAGCUUUUCCUUUUCAUAUAAUAUUUGACAGGGAUCUAGUAGUAACUCAGUGUGGAAAUGCCAUAUACAGAGUGCUUCCCCAGCUUCAGCCUGGAAAUUGCAGUCUAUUAUCUGUCUUCUCUCUGGUCCGUCCUCAUAUCGACAUCAGUUUCCAUGGGAUCCUGUCACAUAUCAACACUGUAUUUGUCUUGAGAAGCAAGGAAGGAUUGUUGGAUGUGGAGAAGCUGGAGUGUGAAGAUGAACUGACUGGCACUGAGAUCGGUUGCUUACGCCUUAAGGGGCAAAUGAUUUACUUACCUGAAGCAGAGAGCAUUCUUUUCCUGUGCUCUCCAAGUGUGAUGAAUCUGGAUGACCUAACGAGGAGAGGUCUCUAUCUGAGUGACAUCCCCUUGCAUGAUGCCACCCGUGAUCUCGUUCUUUUGGGAGAGCAGUUCCGAGAGGAAUAUAAGCUGACACAAGAACUGGAAAUCCUCACAGACAGACUGCAGCUCACUCUGAGAGCACUAGAAGAUGAAAAGAAAAAGACAGACACGUUAUUGUAUUCUGUCCUUCCCCCAUCAGUUGCUAAUGAGCUGAGACAUAAACGCCCAGUACCUGCCAAGAGGUAUGACAAUGUCACUAUCCUAUUCAGUGGGAUUGUGGGAUUCAAUGCCUUCUGCAGUAAACAUGCAUCUGGAGAAGGGGCCAUGAAGAUCGUCAAUCUUCUAAAUGACCUCUACACCAGAUUUGAUAUACUGACUGAUUCACGGAAAAAUCCAUUUGUCUAUAAGGUGGAGACUGUCGGUGAUAAGUAUAUGACUGUGAGUGGUUUACCAGAGCCUUGUAUCCACCAUGCCCGCUCCAUUUGCCACCUGGCCCUUGACAUGAUGGAAAUAGCUGGCCAGGUUCAAGUAGAUGGAGAAUCCGUGCAGAUAACGAUAGGAAUCCACACUGGGGAGGUAGUGACUGGGGUCAUAGGCCAGAGGAUGCCUCGCUACUGCCUUUUUGGGAACACCGUUAACCUUACAAGCCGGACAGAAACCACGGGAGAAAAGGGCAAGAUCAAUGUGUCUGAGUACACCUACAGAUGUCUUAUGACACCAGAUAAUUCAGACCCACAGUUUCAUCUGGAGCACAGAGGACCCGUGUCCAUGAAGGGCAAAAAGGAGCCAAUGCAAGUUUGGUUUCUGUCCAGAAAAAGUACAGAGGAUGAGGAAACAAAACAAGAUGAGAGCUGAAGUGAGGGACCAGAAGAAAGACAGCAGAUGGGGGUCCUCUGUCCCUUGACACCAACCCAGCCCAGUAGCAGUGAUUCUAUGUGGCUAUAUAUGUUGCUUCAUCUCUUUCAAUGACCCCAUCCCUUGCCCAUAGGUGUGUGUUUGUGUGUGUGUGUGUGUAUACAUAUAUGUGUGUGUGUUUGUGUGUGUAUAUAUAUAAAAUACAUACGUGUAUAUAUACACAUACACAUGUAUAUUUUUCUUCUAUUUGCCUCAAGUCUCUCUAAGCUCAUAUUUCAGCUCUGCUUCAGAGAUUGCCAUGCUUUCAGUGUGGGUAUAUUCUUAGCUCCUGCUCUGUGGAUGAUGUGAAUGAAUCUCUUUGUGUCCUAAACCUCAUGAACUGCUGAAUAGAAUUUGGCAAUAUGUCUGUGUACCAAAGUUGACCACUUCCGUUUGGUGCUCUGCACACAUAUUUUUCAGCAAGAUCUACUAUGUGUCACUCUUUGUCAUGCCGGUGUUUAUCAUUAUAGAAUCCAUUCUACCACUGUCUGGAUUUUAACUGGUAGAAGAAAAUCACAGCGCUGGCGCACUUUGGGCAGCAGGAUUUAGGGACCAAGUUAUAGAGUUGUUUUAUUUGUGUAACAGACCUUUCUCAUCUAUGCCUUCAGAAAGCGUUAAUUUCCCAGAGUACGAUUUAAUAUAUUAUGCUAAGAAAAUAACCGCUAUAUCAAAGUAUGAUACAGUUUCCCUUUGUUAGACUAGAGGGGAAAACAAGAAACAAAACGUUUUCUAUGAUGAGCAAAUACACCACCAUCCCCAUCAUGUGGCAACUGCAAUUCCAUGUUUCCUUUACAUUGCAUCUCUAAGAUUCCACUGUAUCUAUCGGAUUGAAUGUAGUUAAUUAUGGACAGCCGUAGUUUAGCGCUGUACAAUUUUUCAUUAAGUUUUUAUCUUGGAUUGGGCUGAAUGUCUGGAUGCUUUUGAAAUAUCCAAGAACAAAGUUGGAAACUUCCUGCUGGGACUUGGCGUUAGAGGCUAUGCCUGAUCUUGGUACUUCUCAGAAAUUAGUUUCUUUUGCUUUCUGUAGAUGAAUGUGAUAAUAUUCAGGAUUUGAGGUCCAGAAUAAUUAGCUCAAUCCCUACAGAGGGUGUGUUCCUCUUGGAAGAAAAUGCCUGUAUUCUUAAUUCUCUCCCUAAUAUUUUCUGAAUAUAUCUUUAUAAAAUAAUACAGAACAGUACAGUGCAAUUAAUUUUGUGUAAAAAAAGUUUGUCUUUAUAUUUAGUAUAUUGUAUCAACACAUAAAUAUAUGUAUAAAUGUUUCAUGUUUAUGUGUAAAAGAACCGGCAAUAAAUUAUUUUUUCCACUGGU
Messenger RNA from Vombatus ursinus (common wombat), 3365 nucleotides. It is a transcript of the gene GUCY1B1, whose product is annotated as guanylate cyclase 1 soluble subunit beta 1. The record is from RefSeq and is a predicted model, not a curated record. Gene Ontology annotation, biological process: response to oxygen levels; cGMP biosynthetic process. Lineage: Eukaryota; Metazoa; Chordata; Mammalia; Diprotodontia; Vombatidae. Gene Ontology annotation, molecular function: guanylate cyclase activity; heme binding. The coding region runs from base 159 to 2018 and encodes 619 amino acids. Gene Ontology annotation, cellular component: guanylate cyclase complex, soluble. The transcript is spliced from 14 exons.